Messenger RNA from Pelobates cultripes (western spadefoot toad), 786 nucleotides. NCBI's taxonomy places the organism in Eukaryota, Metazoa, Chordata, Amphibia, Anura, Pelobatidae. The record is from the annotation of a GenBank genome assembly.
AUGGCAGAGCUUAAUUCAGUAAUUAACAUGAAAUCUGAGAAAUUGAAUAAUAAGAUUGUAGAUCUUAGAGUGCAUGCAGUUACAACUGGUGAAGCUUUAAUUGAAAAGGCCAAAAUAUGUGAGAAACUUACAGUGGAGAAUGAGAGUUUGAAUGAGAAAAUUUUGGAGUUGCAAAAAGAAUUGGAUGAAUGCAGACAUGCUACUAAUAUGGCUUUUAAUAAAAUGGCAGAAAGCAUGGCACCAUCGAGUAGGCCUCCUGUAUCUGAAAUUCCAGAGUCUAUUGCUAACCCAGGGGUUGGAGAUACAGGAUACAAACCUCUUUAUCCAUGGGAGGAUUUGAAACAAAAGUCAGUGACAAAUCUCCCUGCGGCUCCAACUACAACAACCACAGUGUUGAAUCCUGAUAAUUCUGGAGAGAUUCAGCUGGUUAUUAAGCAGUUGAAGCCACAAGAAAUGGAUGCUAUAGUUAGAGAAAUAGGGCAGGUCCCUCAGCAGGAUAUCAAUCGCUUUUUGCAAUGGUUUUGUGGAUUUCAAAGAGUGAAAGAGAUGUAUAGUUUGACAACUAGUGAUAUGGAGAGGGUGCUGCAGAGAGUUGUUGGAAAUGGAUUGUGGGUCAGGAUUGUACAGACAUGUGGUCAGCAGCGUAGAACUAGGGAUAUGUUGAAAGAGAUCUUGAGAGCACUUUAUGGAGUUACAUCAAAUGUGUCAUUGUCUGGAAAAAUUAAACAGCUGAAACAAGAGUCUCCGUUUGAAUUGUCAGCUAGAAUCUCCACAGUGAUGGAAUAG